CGUCGCUUACAAUCGAAUUUCUUAAACUAUUUUUAUCGUCGACGUCGGAUUGAUUCUUUUCUCUCGCCAAGUCGAGUAGCUUAUUUUGAAUCAUUCAUAUGAAAUUAAAUAUUGCAAACCCUACCACCGGUUGUCAGAAGCAGAUAGAGGUGGACGAUGAAAGAAAACUACGAGCCUUUUACGACAAGCGACUAGCUCAGGAAGUUCCAGGAGAUGCUCUCGGUGACGAAUUCAAAGGCUACAUUUUUAAGAUCAUGGGUGGACAAGAUAAGGAGGGCUUUGCCAUGAAACAAGGAGUCCUGACAACUGGUCGCGUACGACUGUUGUUGAAGAAAGGAGACUCUGGCUGUCGAGGUUAUGGAAUGAGAGACGGUGAACGAAGACGAAAGAGUGUUCGUGGUUGCAUUGUAUCCCCCGAUAUUGCAGUGUUAAAUCUCAUCAUUUUGCGAAAGGGAGAAGAGGACAUUCCUGGACUGACGGAUACAACUAUCCCGAGAAGACUUGGUCCUAAGAGAGCAAGUAAAAUUCGAAAGCUUUUUAAUCUUUCCAAGGAAGACGACGUUAGAAAAUAUGUAAUCCGAAGGGAGAUUACACCAAAGAAGGAAGGAGCAAAGCCUUAUUCGAAGGCACCCAAAAUCCAACGUUUGGUAACUCCUGUUAGAUUGCAAAGAAAGAGAAGACAAAAAUUAUUGAAACAGAGAGCUUAUGAGAAAUCUAAGCGUGAGGCUGCAGAAUAUGCAAAACUUUUGUUACAACGUCGUCAAGAGCAAAAGGAAGCCAAAAAGGCUUCAUUGAGCAGUCCUAAGAAAUAAUCUUUUCUAUGCGAGUAAUAAAGAAAUAU
Messenger RNA from Galdieria sulphuraria, 841 nucleotides. RefSeq names its product 40S ribosomal protein S6e. The record is from RefSeq and is a predicted model, not a curated record. Gene Ontology annotation, cellular component: ribosome. Gene Ontology annotation, molecular function: structural constituent of ribosome. The coding region runs from base 99 to 812 and encodes 237 amino acids. Gene Ontology annotation, biological process: translation. The transcript has 3 exons. Lineage: Eukaryota; Rhodophyta; Bangiophyceae; Galdieriales; Galdieriaceae.